AAGAAUAAAUUGCAAAUGGACAAAGAGAUCGAGGAGAUGAAAUCAACGCAUGAACUCGAGGACAACAAGCCGUUAAAAAUAGAAAUUAAUCCAGCACUGCAUGUUAAAAUCGACGAGAAGAACUGCAAGAUUUAUGAAACGAACGAUGAGCCAACGCUUGAUGACGAAGUGGAAGACCCACUCAUUUAA
Messenger RNA from Gongylonema pulchrum, 189 nucleotides. The record is from the annotation of a GenBank genome assembly. Lineage: Eukaryota; Metazoa; Nematoda; Chromadorea; Rhabditida; Gongylonematidae.